AUGUCGGAGGCUGAACGGCUCGAGCGAGAGACUCAAUGGUUGAGAGCUAUGGUGGACCGCGAGACUCGUGAAGUUCAGGAUCAGGAAUAUUUGGAAAGUUUGAAGGCGGAUCGUGAGCGAGAGGCACAAAAGCAAAAGAGGGAGGAGGAGAUAUCAGAUGCAGCGGCUAAGUAUGUGAUACUGAAGUCCUCCAUGAAGAGGAAACGGGAGAGUCUACCACCAGAACCUGAGAAGGGUACGCCCGGGCGAGUGGAAGUAGCGGCUAGGUUAUUCAAUGGCAAGCGAGUACAAAGAGCAUUCCUGGAUAGCGAGCCCGUAUCUGAUCUCUAUGACUGGAUGGACUCGGAGCUCUUCAAUGAUCAUGAUCGGGCAGCAGCAGCUACGGCGGAUGAUGGCGUUCAGGACUUCACCGAGGCUGAUCUUAACUAUCGGCUGGUCUCAAGAAUGCCACGACGAGUAUUCGAGAGGGAAGAUAAGAGUAUGAAAGACGCUGGGAUCGAGAACCAGAUUGUAUUGGCUGCAGAACGAAUUCGCUAG
Messenger RNA from Perkinsus marinus ATCC 50983, 537 nucleotides. RefSeq lists its product as hypothetical. NCBI's taxonomy places the organism in Eukaryota, Perkinsozoa, Perkinsida, Perkinsidae. The record is from RefSeq and is a predicted model, not a curated record. Gene Ontology annotation, cellular component: endoplasmic reticulum. Gene Ontology annotation, molecular function: ubiquitin binding. The transcript is spliced from 5 exons. The coding region runs from base 1 to 537 and encodes 178 amino acids.